AUGGCUACAAAAUCACCUUAUUUUGCUUCAGGAACGUCGACUUUGGUCUCAGUUGGCCGCACAUUACGGUCAGCAAGCCGUAGAAACCAUGUCAAGAUAGAAUACGAGAGUAAAGAAGAAACACGAAAUGAUAGCGAAGGAAAUACAAGACAAUCGAAGAGCGAUAAUUUCGGCAAUGGCAGUGCAGAUCAAGAGUCGCAUCCACGUGCAAGCAAGCGCCCUAAAAAGGAGACAGACAGCGUGAAAGUCGAGACAGAGAAUGCUGGCACUUGGACACCAAAGAACUGGCAGCAACAGUUGGAAAACAUCCGUGAAAUGCGACGAGACCGCAAUGCAGCUGUAGACCACCAGGGCUGCGAGAGAACAGCCGAUGUCACUGCUCCCCCUGAAGUACAACGAUAUCAAAUCCUUAUUUCCCUGAUGUUAUCAAGUCAAACUAAAGAUCAAGUCACUUUUGAAGCUAUGAGAAAGUUGAAAGAAAACAAUCUUACUGUUGAAAAUAUCCUAAAAAUGUCUGAGGAUAAGAUUGGGGAGUUGAUAAAACCAGUUGGAUUUUGGAAGAAAAAAGCAGGUUAUAUCAAGAAGGCAACUGAAAUAUGUCAUGAGCAAUAUACAGAUGAUAUCCCACCUACUGUGGAGGAACUGGUUAAACUUCCGGGGGUGGGACCCAAGAUGGCAUACAUUACUAUGAAUGUGGCUUGGAAUAAAUUAUCUGGGAUAGGUGUGGAUACUCAUGUACACAGAAUUUCCAACAGAUUGGGCUGGGUCAAGAAAACAACAACAGUACCAGAACACACUCGUAUUGCUUUAGAAAGUUGGUUACCCAGGGAGGAAUGGAAUGACGUCAAUGUAUUGUUGGUUGGUUUUGGUCAGCAGAUAUGUCUCCCUGUCAAACCUUUAUGUAGCAAGUGCUUAAAUGUUAAUAUUUGCCCAUUUGGAAGGAAAAAUAAAAAGAAAUAG
This is a messenger RNA of Paramuricea clavata, 960 nucleotides long. The record is from the annotation of a GenBank genome assembly. NCBI's taxonomy places the organism in Eukaryota, Metazoa, Cnidaria, Anthozoa, Malacalcyonacea, Plexauridae.